AUGCCACCAAAGCCAGCCGCACAAGAUGAGGAGGAUUUCGAUCCAUCAAUGUACACCGAGAAUCGUACUAGACAGCUGAACGAUGCCAAGUCUACCGACGGUGUCGACCCAUGGCCACACAAGUUCCACGUGUCGACCUCUCUGCCACAGUUCAUCGAGAAGUACACACCACUGGACAAGACUGCCGAGUGCACAGAGGUUGUCACGAUCGCUGGUCGUGUCCUCUCCAAGAGACUGCAGGGUACCGGUCUGGCAUUCUACGACAUUGUUGGCGAGAGCACCAAGCUGCAGCUGUUUGUCAACAAGAGAAACUUUGCCUCUGAGGAGGUCUUCACCAAGAUCAACGCUCUGCUGCGUCGUGGUGAUAUCAUUGGUGCCAAGGGUAACCCCGGCUACACCAAGACCGGUCAGUUGUCACUCUUUGUCUCUGAGCUCGUCCUCUUGUCACCAUGUCUACACAUGCUGCCCAAGCCAGGCCAGGGCUUCACCGACCAGGAGACUCGUUUCCGUCAGCGUUAUCUGGACAUGAUCGUCAAUGGUGACAAGAUCAAGAAGAACUUUGUUACCAGAGCCAAGGUCAUCCAGGGUGUCAGACGCUAUCUUGACACCCGUGGCUUCGUCGAGGUCGAGACACCAAUGAUGAACAUGAUUGCUGGUGGUGCCACUGCCAAGCCAUUCACCACUCAUCACAACGCCCUCAACCUCGAUCUCUUCAUGCGUAUUGCCCCAGAGCUCUACUUGAAGCAGUUGGUCGUCGGAGGCAUGGACCGUGUCUACGAGAUUGGCAAGCAGUUCCGUAACGAGGACAUUGACCACACUCACAACCCAGAGUUCACCACCUGUGAGUUCUACAUGGCCUACGCAGACUACAACGAUCUGAUGACCAUGACCGAGGACAUGUUGUCCAACAUGGUCGAGGAGAUCACCGGCUCAAAGAAGAUCAAGUACCAUCCCGAGGGUCCAACCGGUCCAGAGAUCGAGAUCGACUUCACCACCCCAUGGCGCAGAAUCGACAUGAUUCCAGAUUUGGAGGCUCGCAUUGGCAAGAUCCCAACUCCAUACACAUCGGAUGAGUGUCGCAAGUUCCUGAUGGACAAGUGUCACGAGCACAAGGUUGAGUGCAGUGAUCCAAAGACUACCGCAAGACUUUUGGAUAAGCUUGUUGGACACUUCUUGGAGGUUCAAUGCAUCAACCCAACAUUCAUUAUCAACCACCCAGAGAUUAUGAGUCCAUUGGCCAAGCAUCAUAGAACAGUGCCUGGUUUGACUGAGCGUUUCGAAUUGUUCAUCAACACUCGUGAGGCCUGCAAUGCCUACACCGAGCUCAACAACCCAUACACCCAGAUCGAGAGAUUCGAGGAGCAGGCAAAGGCAAAGGCUAUGGGCGACGACGAGGCUCAGCUGGUCGACACAGUGUUCACCACCUCUCUCCAGUACGGUCUGCCACCAACUGGAGGUUGGGGUCUCGGAGUGGAUCGUUUCGUCAUGCUUUUGACCGACACUUACAACAUCAAGGAGGUCAUCCUAUUCCCAGCCAUGAAGCCAGAGCAGAUCCUCAAGCCAACUACUACCACUACUACCACCGCCACCACUACACCUGCUACUGCUACACCAGCACCAACUCAACAUUAA
Messenger RNA from Acytostelium subglobosum LB1, 1632 nucleotides. RefSeq lists its product as hypothetical. Gene Ontology annotation, cellular component: cytoplasm; cytosol. Gene Ontology annotation, biological process: lysyl-tRNA aminoacylation. The transcript has 3 exons. Gene Ontology annotation, molecular function: tRNA binding; lysine-tRNA ligase activity; ATP binding. The record is from RefSeq and is a predicted model, not a curated record. Bases 1 to 1632 code for a protein of 543 amino acids. Lineage: Eukaryota; Evosea; Eumycetozoa; Acytosteliales; Acytosteliaceae.